Messenger RNA from Laetiporus sulphureus 93-53, 1242 nucleotides. Its product is annotated as longevity assurance proteins LAG1/LAC1. Gene Ontology annotation, molecular function: sphingosine N-acyltransferase activity. Bases 1 to 1242 code for a protein of 413 amino acids. Gene Ontology annotation, cellular component: membrane. The record is from RefSeq and is a predicted model, not a curated record. Gene Ontology annotation, biological process: ceramide biosynthetic process. The transcript has 5 exons. Lineage: Eukaryota; Fungi; Basidiomycota; Agaricomycetes; Polyporales; Laetiporaceae.
AUGAACGUCCAACAGGCCCCAGAGUGGCUUCCGUCGUAUCUCAUUCCUUUCUUUACGCUCUCAUACCCAACGGCUCCCCCGGCAGCGCCGGACUCGUUUCCGAACGCCUCGUACUACAAGAAUGGCUUGCUAGAUGGUUGUCUCAUCAUCACCUUUAUCGCCGUGAUGGCCGUCCUACGUGACGUGGCGCGUCUAUGGAUCCUGGAGCCUUUCUGCAGUUGGAAGUUGACGCGGGAUUUGAGGCUCAGCCUGCAAGCCAAGCGUGCAGCGGCAAAUGGGAACGGAAAGGCGAAUGGCGCGACGAAUGGAGUAGGGAAGGUGAACGGCGUGGCAAAUGGAAUGGGGAAGGCGAACGGCGUGGCAAAUAGAAUCGGGGAAGCCAACGGCCACAUCGUCGUCAACGGAAAGGCCAACGGCGUCGCGAACGGCAAUGGGCAUGCAGUGUAUGCCAACGAGAAUGGACAUACCGUAUAUGUGAGCGGUGUGGUGAUCUCGCGAAAACAGGCCAAGAAAAUACACAGAAGUGUGCUCCGCUUCGCUGAACAAGGCUGGCCCGUGAUAUACUACUCCUGUUUGUGGUCCCUAGGCGUGUAUGUUCACAGCAAUCUACCUACGAAAAUCCUCAAUCCCAUAGAUGUGUGGACAAGUUAUCCUCAUAUACCCCUCGCUGCUCCUCUCAAGUUCUACUAUCUCCUGCAAACCGCUUUCUACUGUCAUCAAAUACUAAUCCUCAAUGCUGAGGCUCGUCGCAAGGAUCACUGGCAAAUGAUGACGCACCAUAUUAUCACAGUUGCUCUCAUGGUCGCGAGCUACUUCUUCAACUUCACGCGCGUGGGUUGUCUGAUAUUGAUGAUCACGGACUGGUGUGACAUAUUCUUGCCGCUCGCGAAAAUGUUCCGCUAUCUGUCGCUCUCUACCCUUUGCGAUGUGACAUUCGUCUGGUUUAUGAUCUCAUGGGCCGUAACGCGACAUGCAUUAUUCAUUCUCGUCAUCAUCUCUACAUACACUGCUAUGAACACUAUACCUCCACGCUUGGACGUCGAGCACGGUUUUUACACGACUAGGGAAAUCUUUUCGGGCUUCCUUGUCCUCCUUUCGAUGCUACAGGUGAUCCAGAUCAUGUGGUUCUGGAUGAUCUGUCGGGUUGCUUGGAGAGUGGUCAGCGGCCAGGGCGCUGAAGACUCACGCAGCGAUGACGAAGAUGGCGAUGACUUGGACGAGGAAACCAAGAAGGAUCGGUGA